GCGACUCCGCACGCGCACCAACCCUUCCGCUCCUCGCUGCGCUCCCCACGCCUCCACCCCAACCCCUCCGCAGCACAGCACAGCACUCCCCCUCCAGUCUCCGCUUCUCUCGCUCCCCGUCUCGCCGCUUUCCCUCCCCCCGCCCUGGGCGCCGCGGCCGCCCGCCCGGGCCUCGAGAAUCCCCCUUACCCUCCCGCCGCCGCCGACGCCGUAGCCGGCGGGUUCGUAGGAGAGCUUGGUUAAUGUUUUACUGCUAUCGUUGAUGGUAGACUCAGUUGUCCACAACCGCCUGGAAAUUUUGUUCCAGCUCCGUAGUUAGUACCAACCGUUUUCUUUUUGUCCAGGGGGAUUACUGGGCAACUUCAGAGUGAAUUAUGGGUGGAUUCUGCUGUUGCCUCAGUACUGAAGAUUUUGAGGAAUAUGUCCAUCCCAGCAACCCUAUCUAUAGGCAAUGCAUGCCAUUGAGGCAUUUGUUCCACAACAUUUUUGGCAGGUAUACUGCAACAUUCCAGAGGCUUGAAUCUAGGCCAAGCAACCCAGCCCAAGGGACUGCUCCACUGGGAUCCGCUAAUCCAAGUGCUAGCAUAAAUGACAGUUCGCUAGCUGAAACUUAUCACCUUGUUUCUAGACCACCCCCCUAUGAUGCUGAUCCUAGAUAUGCCCGUGUUCAAAGAGAGGGACUGGUAUCAAGGCGUGAGAAGUCCAUAAAUCUCGCACAAGAAGAGUCGGUAGCCCUUAGACGCAAUGGCAGCAGCUCUGGUAUUGAGCAUUUAGCUGCUCAGAAGAAACGGAGCAGUACUGAAAAUGAGGGUGAAUAUAAGGUCCAUCGUUCUGAAUCAACAAAGAGUUUGUCUGCAAAAGCUUACAGUAGCAGCUAUGCAGUUGUCGGUUCAGAAGAUGAGGAUGUGUGCCCUACUUGUCUGGAAGAAUAUACCCCCGACAAUCCAAAAAUUAUUACUAAAUGCUGUCACCAUUUUCAUCUUGGUUGUAUUUAUGAAUGGAUGGAGAGAAGUGAUACAUGUCCAAUUUGUUGCAAGGAAAUGGAGUUUUGCGAGAGCCCAUGAUAGCAUUUUGCAGCACCUCACAUCAGAGCAAGGGAAAUCGUCUGCAGUAUGGAAUGCCAAGGAAUUGUAAAUAAUAGUUAUGUGCUGUCCAAAUAGAUCUCUUUCUCGAGAUCAGUUUCUUACAUGUACUGAAAUGAUGAUCUUACUAAAAUUCGUGCUAGAAUUUGCUUGCCCGA
Messenger RNA from Panicum hallii, 1240 nucleotides. Its product is annotated as E3 ubiquitin-protein ligase At3g02290-like. Bases 375 to 1064 code for a protein of 229 amino acids. The record is from RefSeq and is a predicted model, not a curated record. Lineage: Eukaryota; Viridiplantae; Streptophyta; Magnoliopsida; Poales; Poaceae. The transcript is spliced from 6 exons. Gene Ontology annotation, molecular function: ubiquitin-protein transferase activity.